Messenger RNA from Calidris pugnax (ruff), 1022 nucleotides. RefSeq names its product acyl-CoA binding domain containing 6 (gene ACBD6). Bases 98 to 556 code for a protein of 152 amino acids. Gene Ontology annotation, molecular function: protein binding; fatty-acyl-CoA binding. The record is from RefSeq and is a predicted model, not a curated record. NCBI's taxonomy places the organism in Eukaryota, Metazoa, Chordata, Aves, Charadriiformes, Scolopacidae. The transcript is spliced from 6 exons.
CUUUGUUCUAACAGAAGGAAAUUUCUUUUCUUUAGGUGAAAUUUGGAACCUGUAACACUCCCAAGCCAAGCUUCUUUGAUUUUGAGGGAAAGCAGAAAUGGGAGGCUUGGAAAGCCCUUGGAGACAUCAGCCCUCAUCAAGCUAUGCAGGAGUAUAUUGCUACAGUGAAAAAAAUGGACCCCAGUUGGAAUCCACAGGUGACAGAGAAGAGGGGAAAGGAAAGCAAAACUGCAUUUGGAGGCCCUGUUGUCAGCUCAUUAUAUCAAGAAGAAACAAUCAGGGCCGGGCUCUUCUCCACUGGGCGUGCGACAGAGGACACAAGGAGCUGGUUUCAGUACUUCUACAGAAUGCUGCUGAUGUCAACAGCCAGGACGGGGAAGGCCAGACCGCGCUCCAUUACGCUGCCGCCUGCGAGUUUUUGGAUAUCGUGGAGCUGUUGCUGAAAUCGGGAGCCGACCCCACGCUCCGGGACCAAGAGGGCUGCCUUCCAGAGGAGGUGACAGACUGUAAAGCCAUCUCCUCGGCUCUGCAGCAGCACACUGCUGGCAAGACCUAACCCCAGGGGAGGACACAGACACUCCGCAAUAACACCCCUUCUCUUCCCCUCUUGUCCCAAAACGCCUUGUGUUGGUGGGGGGGGUCCAAAGGGGAGCUUUUAGAACACAGGGUGAGGGUGGGCUCUCCAGCAGGAGGGCUGGCCGGCCGAGCACCUCUCCUGGGCAGGACGGGAUCAGGGUUUUGCAUGCUCUGACAUUUAUCAGUAUUUUUUGGGCGGGGGGGAGGGAGUGAGGGCCUGGAGAAGGCCCCGAGUAUGGGUUUAACGUAUUAAAUACAAAUACUGUAUCAGAUGUCUCACCAGAGCAGCCUGUGCUGACCCGUCGGCUCCUCCGUGGGGAGGGGAGGGCAGCUGGGCCAGGUGAGAUGCUCGGCUUUCCUCUUCGGGUUGAGUUUUGGUUUUUUGUGGGUUUUUUUUUCCCUCUGGGUCCAAACAAAAUAUUAUAAAUAAAAGCACAGUGUUGGGA